ACAACUGCUCACUGAAGCACAGUGCCCCGUGGUUUGUCAUCUGCGGUUGGUUUCUGACUGAAACGCCAACUUCCAACAACACAGUUGUGCUGUGUGUGAGCAUGGACGCAGCGGACGCCACCAUCGAGAAGCUCCGGGCGCAGUGUCUGGCCCGCGGGGCCUCGGGGAUUCAGGGCCUGGCCAGGUUCUUCCGCCGCCUCGACCGGGACAGGAGCCGAUCGCUGGAUGCGGCGGAGCUCCGGCGGGGCCUGGGCGACCUGGGGCUGGCGCUGGGCGAGGCCGAGGCGCAGGCCGUGUGCCGGCGCUGGGACCGCGACGGCAGCGGGACGCUGGACCUGGAGGAGUUCCUGCGGGCGUUGCGGCCCCCCAUGUCCCAGGCCAGGGAGGCGGUCAUUGCAGCCGCUUUCGCCAAACUGGACCGCAGCGGGGAUGGCGUGGUGACGGUCGACGACCUCCGCGGGGUGUAUAGCGGCCGCGCCCACCCGAAGGUCCGGAGCGGGGAGUGGACGGAGGAGGAGGUGCUUCGCCGCUUCCUGGACGGUUUCGACUCCUCUGACAAAGACGGGCAGGUCACGCUGGCAGAGUUCCAGGACUACUACAGCGGCGUGAGCGCCUCGGUGGACACGGACGAGGAGUUUGUGGCCAUGGUGACCAGCGCCUGGCGGCUGUGACCGGCCCAGACCGCGCCAGGACCCUCCUACUUGCGCUGACCCACCGCUUGGUGUCUGGAGGUGGGGGAGGGACCCAGGGGGAUCUAGAUUAAGGCCCCAGAACCGGCUGGAUCAGGUCACAGGGUCUUCCUUCCCACCAGGUGGAAUGGGACAAAGGCUCUGUGAUGGGCAGAAAGGCCCUCCCCACCCACUCCGCACAGGACCCCAAGCUGUAGAUAUCCCGCCACACACACCCCCUGCCCUGCCAGCACCACCCUGGGGCCUCAGGGUGCCCACAGCCCCUCCCUCAUGUCCCCCGGGGAAGGCAGGUGGCACAUGCGGGCCUGAGCAGAAGGAGAUGGCUCUUCUGGGAGACGAGGCACCCAAGUGUCCAGUCCUG
Molecule: messenger RNA, 1050 nt
Organism: Loxodonta africana (African savanna elephant)
Lineage: Eukaryota; Metazoa; Chordata; Mammalia; Proboscidea; Elephantidae
Gene: CAPS
Product: calcyphosine
Exons: 5
Coding region: 102-671 (189 amino acids)
Cellular component (GO): vesicle
Molecular function (GO): calcium ion binding
Source: RefSeq, a predicted model, not a curated record